GGAACACAAGCAUUUCGCUGCACCCGCAAUAACAUAUGCUAAAUAUGUGCAUGUGACCAAUAACAUUUGAUWUGAGUUAAGUUUGACAAACGCAGUAACUGUCAUUAGCCUAUCAAUAGCAAAAUGUAUUUUUUCAUGAAUAAUGACGUCUGAUAAAUAAAUAACCAUUAUGUUUAGUCUAUAAUCUUUCAGUGACCCACUAUUUCUUGUGCAUGUUAAAAAAAAAAAAUGUAAAAAAUGCUUACAUAAUUUUUAAAAAUCAUCUUGAUCAAGGUUUUGUUAGCUACUUUGGACAAAUAUAGACUCUUUGUAUUAUACGCCUCGACUCUAGAAAUAAGGAACUUUAUCCUAGUUAUAUGUAUCCAUGUCAUAAUCUCCAAGAAACGGACCUUUUCCAUUCAUCAUUAAUGUUCACUUACACAACCUCCUGUCCGUUACAAAACGAACCAUAUAACACACGAAAAAAAAACAACAACACACCAAUGGGGUCUCUCCCUUGAAGUCACGUGCCAUUACCAAACGCAGCRCAUUCACCYAGGUCACAGUAAAAUUAGGUUGACGGUUUAUGGGUGUUUAUUUAUUUAUUAUGGGUUGAUUAAUUUGAAGCCCAAUAUGCAUUUAGAAUUUCUCUCCAAUCGCGUGUAUCCUAAUUCGGGAGGUUAUACAAACUUUCAGUGUAGCAGGUUACAUAAAAAAGCAACCAGUGAUUGGACGAAGUCAAUUCUCGGUCUGUCUUUAUCGACCAAUUCAUUCAUUUUAUUUUAAUUGUUUUUUUUACACAUAGAUGGUAUAGACGUCACUAAUAUGGAUGUUCGUUUUGAAAACCACUUGGAUUAUUUUAUCCACGACAAUACUGCUGCUGCGGGGUUGUGUCCAGAAAUGCUGUCAGUUGCACGGGAAGCCUUCCGUGCUGGGGACUUCAACCUCCUUGCUGAGAUCUACAGCUCCCAGCUGGCGGACCUCCGACACCCGGACCGGAGCCUCUGCCUCCUGAAAGCGGACGCGCUCAGCCGGGCAGGGCGCAUAGCGGACGCUCUGGAAUCAUACUGCACCGCCGCCAAUUUGGACAGGUUACGACCAAACGAACUAGGGUCUCUCGUUGACUGUAUUGUGCACACUUUGCGCGUAAAAGAAUGCCUUAAAGAAUGCACAGACUCCGAUGGUGUUUCAGAGGAUGAGCGUUCGUUGGACCUGUUCUCAUGUCGGCUUUGCAAGUGCUUGUUAAUCGAGCCAACAACUUUGGAAUGCGGCCAUACAUUCUGCAAACCAUGCAUUGAGGAUGACGGUAUCAAAGAAUGUGAAUUAUGUCGUUACAAACUGAACGAAACAAGUAGAGAAUUAAAACCAAUCUGUUUUAAAGUGAAUAUAGUACUCAGUGGCCUGUUGGGUAAAUGGUUUUGCGCAGAGAGUGAAGCAAGAAGAUGCUGGCUUGAAGGGGAUAGAUUGUGGAACGAACGUGGCUUUAUCAACGCUCUUGAAAAAUACAACAACGCUCUUGAAAAAGCCCCUUCUAUGUGUAGGCUGCUGGGCCGACGGGCAGAGCUACACAUGGAGAUGAACAGCUUCAGACAGGCCCUACAGGAUGGAGACGCCAUGUGUCGACUGACGCCCCUCUCUCCCAAGGCUCACUACGUGAAGGCCCUGGCUCUGAACAAAGCCGGUUAUAAUGAAGAGGCCCUGCAAGAAUACUUCUACUGUCUGGCUUUGAAGCCAGACUGGACGUCAGUCAAGCUGGAAACGCAGAAGAUGCUCAGUGAGAUGUUCUCCGUGUUCAAGAAGGACGGUCUCCCCAUGUCAUCACUCCGCCACCACCAAACAGGCCCCGCCUCCCAGCUCAAACCGGCCUCCCUUCUCCUCGGCUCCCUCCAUUCCACCCCCCGUAGAUGGAGCCAAACCCCUAUUGGCCGUAGAGAAAGUUUGUCUGACACUGGGGCAGAGACCAAGUCCUCAUGUGAGGACUCCAAGACCCUGGCUUCUGUCGUGGCUGCCUUACCUCUCCCCCCUGGCCUAAAGAGGAAGUUCUCAGACGAGCCCCAAGGCUCUGCACCCCCCAACAAGCUCCCCAGAAAAGUCUUGUGUUCAGAUGAGUCAAGCUCAUCCCAGAUGCCUGCUGCUUGUUGCAGUGAGAGGAGAGAGGUGCCUCCUCAGCUCCUGGAUAGCACUGACAUGGACUGCUCUGUUUGUAUGAGGCUGUUCUACGAGCCAGUCACCACCCCCUGUGGACACACCUUCUGCAUGAAGUGUCUUGAGCGCUGUCUGGACCACAACCCCAACUGCCCCCUGUGUAAAGAGAACAUUACAGAGUACCUGGCCACUAGAGGGUACCAUAAGACCCUGCUGAUGGAGGAGGUGCUGCAGCGCUACCUGCCUGAGGAGCUGGCUGAGAGGAGCAAGGUGCACCAGGAAGAAAUGGCAGAGCUGUCAAACUUGACCCGGGAAGUGCCCAUCUUCAUCUGCACCAUGGCAUUUCCCACAAUCCCCUGCCCCCUGCAAGUCUUCGAGCCGUGUUAUAGGCUGAUGAUCCGACGCUCUAUGGAGACGGGAACCAAGCAGUUUGGAAUGUGCAUCGCUGACGACAUCAAAGGCUUCGCAGACUACGGCUGCAUGUUGGAGGUGAAAGACGUGAAGUUCCAACCAGACGGGCGCUCGGUGGUCGACACGGUCGGAGUGUCCCGCUUCAGAGUGCUGAGCCACGGCCACCGUGACGGCUACAACACAGCCAAGAUAGAGCACCUGGAGGACCAGAAGGUGGAUGGAGAGGAGCUCGUGGAGCUGCAGAAGCUGCAUGACUGUGUGUACGAGCAGGCCAGCACCUGGUUCACCUCCCUCAAAGACAACAUGAAGAACCAGAUCGUCUGCCACUUUGGACAGCUGCCCGAAAAAGACUGUGACCUACAGGGGAGUGCCAGUGGUCCUGCAUGGUGUUGGUGGCUGCUGGCUGUACUGCCCCUGGAGAAGAGAGCCCAGCUAAGCAUCCUGGCCAUGACCACCCUCCGAGAGCGCCUCAGCACCACCCGCCGGGUGCUCAGCCUCGUCACACGCAAACACCCGCCACCACGGCGACCAUCUUCAGCAGCAGCAUCAUCAUCCUCACUGUAGUGGCCCCCCUGGAGGUGAUCAGUUUAGAAUCAUCUGGGCCCAGUUAGAUAACUUUUGACAAUCUGGAUUUCGCCUAUUGGCUAGGAUUAAAUACAUAUGAAUAGAACAGGAGUCCCUGUUGAAGUCAGUUAUUUUUCUGUUCUAUUAAUUAUAUUUCUAUGCAUUUAAUCCUAUCCGAUAGACAAAACCAGAUAURUCAUUUUUGGAAAACUGGGCCCUGGAGAAGAAGGGAGAAACUCAAUUUUCCUCAGAAGCUCUAGCCUCAGAUAGUUUCAACAGUGGGAAUGAUUUACCAGUGUUGUUCAUGAUCUCAGGAAUGGGUUUCUAAUUGAGUCUUACAAAAAGGGUCGAUGGACUAGCCCUACCCAACCAAAACACAUAAAUGGGUGUCAGGUUCGCGCACAUAUCUUUGGGUAAAUUCCUUUAAGUCCAGUUUUGUCAUGUUUAUGUGUGGUACAUUAGGUUUAUCUUGUUUUAUUGUUGACCUGUGUACAAAUGAGGCCUUAAAUUAUUUCUGCAAUAUGUUUUUUUCUACUAUUCGCCAUGUGAAUCCAAUUUUCAUGUACAGAAAUGUAGCAUUUUUCUAUGGGACAUAAUUAAUAGAAUAAUGCACACCAUCCAUUACUGAAACAAUAUGUUCUCGUGUAUAUUGGUAAUCAUGGCAGCAGGGAGCGCUUGAUGCAAGCAAGAGAAAAAUWGCAGCACAACACAUUGUAGUAGCACCAAAGAUCCACAGGGUGGCAGCUCUUUUGUGGUGGACAGAUCCUCUCUGUCAUAAAAACAAUGGACAGUAGGACAUCACCCCUGUCAAUCAACAGCCUAGUUUUAGUUUAGUUAAAUUAAUCAAAGCUCGAUUUAAAUAUAGUAAGCCUAACUCAUGUCUUUAUAAGUGGCUUCAYAGCUAGUCAACCAUCUUGAUUAAUUAACCAAUAAACUUGCUCAAUUCCCCAGAUGCACAUCGGAAGUAAUGKUUUCAGCCUCUCCGUUGUUUUCCCAGMAACACUGCUGUAUUCUCCUKGUYUAGCCAGACUGGUCACAGGAGCUGAAGUUGGUUUUAAAAACAGUGUCUUUGUCCCGGGUUGAAGUCCCUUAAGGUAAUGUUCAUCAUUGGAUGCUGUACAGCAGGGGUGUCAAACUCAUUCCACAGAGGGCCAAGUGACAGCAGAUUUUUUUUGUUUUUUUCCCCUUUCAAUUAAGACCUACACAACCAGGUGAGGGGAGCUCCUUACUAAUUAGUGACCUUAAUUCAUCAAUCAAGUAUAAGGGUGGAGCAAAAAGCUGCAGGCACUCUGUGGAAUGAGUUUGACGUGCUGUACAGUAACAAUGAGGCCAAGUGGUGUUUCUUUCCACKGUGCUGUUGUGAGGCAUGCAUAGACACUCACCUUCAUAGUUAUCUACAUGAGUCUAUUCCAAAAUCACACAGUAGGUCUCUUUCCCCCCACAAACAGAGGUUGUCAAGAGGCCUGGGCAAAGGCACAAAAUAUGCCAUUUUGCAAAUUGUAAAGACAGGUGUACUCUGUGUGUGCACCACAUUAAAAUCUUCUGUGACUUAGCGUAUCUCUCACACACAGUCAGAUCUAGGAGAUGCAGUCAGGUGAGUAAUUUGGGUUACUAUGAAGUCAGAACCGGAAACGACACAUUUGUAGACAGUCACCUCCGUGCUCUGUCAUCACUGUGUUGGAAUGAUCUGGAUUCUCCCCCAAUUGAUUCAUUAGCCAAACCCUCUUGAUAAACACACGCCUUCAUUUUCCCAGACCAGUGGAGKCUGCUGAGGGGAGGACAGCGCAUAAUAAUGGCUGGAAGGGCACAAAUGGAAUGGUUUCAAACCAUAUGUUUGAGGUAUUUGAUACCGUUCCACUGAUUCCGUUCCAGCCAUUACCAUGAGCCUGUCCUCCCCAGUUAAGGUGCCACCAACCUGUGUCCCAGACACAUUUGYAGAAAUUGCUCACUACAUUUUUGGUAACAGGAAUGUGAAAAUUGCAAUUUAUUGCAUUCAAUUAAUCUUAACUAAUACCUUUUAAAUGUAUGAUUUUGAUACUUGUGUGUUAAUUUGGGCCAAAAUGUUUAUUAUUCAAACCAUUCCAUGUAGUUAUACAUUUACCAUAGACUUCAUCCUCCACAGUCAGUUGACUCGUCAAUUUGAGUGUGUUGGCCACGCCUACUAAUUGGCCAAACCUGAUCUUAAUUGGUUUGUGUCUUGAAAGGGGGUCUGUUUGAACAGUGUGAAAAUAAUGCUUUGCGGAGGUAGACAUGCUGUAUGCUCUGCAGGAAAGGUUUUUGUUGUGUUAAUUAGCAUGGUCUCUUGAACCAUCUGUUUUAUAGCCUAAUAAAUAUUUAUUGAAUUCUGA
Molecule: messenger RNA, 5447 nt
Organism: Salvelinus sp. IW2-2015
Lineage: Eukaryota; Metazoa; Chordata; Actinopteri; Salmoniformes; Salmonidae
Source: RefSeq, a predicted model, not a curated record